Oppia nitens is the source of this 2277-nucleotide messenger RNA. RefSeq lists its product as uncharacterized. Lineage: Eukaryota; Metazoa; Arthropoda; Arachnida; Sarcoptiformes; Oppiidae. Gene Ontology annotation, molecular function: protein binding. The coding region runs from base 280 to 2277 and encodes 665 amino acids. The record is from RefSeq and is a predicted model, not a curated record. The transcript is spliced from 5 exons.
UUGGUAUUUCAAAUAUAAUAUGAUUUGUUGUUAUUGUUGUGUUUUAUCGAUAAGUUUUCAACAAUUGUCACCAAUUGGUGUCACUUUUGGACAUUAAAACUAAUGGAUAUAUUUUAAUGUCUUAUUUUCACAAAAUCUACUGAUUUUUUGUCAACCGAUGUAAACAACAAACCAAUCGAUAAUUUGAUCAAAACUUGUCAUCAAAUUAUCAGAUGAUUUGAUGUUUUUAUUACUCUCAUUGAUAAUCAUUUAUUUGAUAAUUUGUUGAUAACUCAAGACAUGGAGGAAGUGUUAUAUAAUCAUCUGUUGGUCGAACAGAUCUUUCGGCACAUCCGAUGCAUUCGUCARCUGAAGAGUAUAUCCCGUGUUUGUAAACUUUGGCACAACUGUAGUGAUCGUGAAGUGAAGUACCGGUGCUGUCGUCUUCAGUUGGAUCACAUCUUCUAUUGUUUUCCAAUUGAAUCGUCGGUAUUGUCGGACACCGAUCUCAAUGACAUAUCUGAUGAAAAACCUUUUGUAUUAUCUGAUCCACAAUUACUUAUCAAAAAACUUUGUGAAUAUUACCGAAAUGACAUCCAAACGAUACCCGAAAUGAUUAUUAUGUUUAACGCGAAGUUAAGCCGUGAAGACGGUUGGUAUUCGRCWCUUAAGGUUAACGCUUACCGCAAAUAUCUUCCAAAGGACUGUAUGUUUAUUCAUUUGGAGAGUCAGACCAUUAUUGGCACUUCCAGUCAUAAUUGCAAUCCAUAUCCAGUGGCCAAUGGAUUGGCCGGUAUUUCACAUUUGCUGUUAUCAAAGAUUAGCGGCGUUUCUAUAAAAGUGUUUUUUGAUGACGAAAUACAAAAGUCAUUAAAAGCAGAUCCAGAUAUCAAAUGUAUUAUAUUUUUUGAAUCUUCGGCAGAGUUUGACCGGAAGGACAGUUCGGGUCAAUAUCUGUGGAACAGCUGUAGUCAUCAUAUGUGGGAUGUUAUGAAAGAAAUGAACUUUAAGUUAGCAUUUGGCGGCACACGUCUGGCCGCUAUCGAUGUCUGUGACGGCCAACAAGCGACUGAACCUCAUAAACCUUUUGCAUGUAUAGUGAUUAGUGGCCAGAAUGUGAACGCAUGUAGUCUUGAGAUUAAGACAGGAAAUGCCGAAUCAACUGAAAAGUUAUUAAUUGAAUUUAAGUCACGACUCGGUUUCAAUGCUGACGAUCAACGACUGUCCACAACAUUUGCUUUUGUCUUCUGUCGUGUCAUUCCCUACCGAUUCAACCGUUACUGUCAUUUCAAAGAGGGUGAGCCCUCACAACUCAUUCAUAAGAUCUUUCCAAACGUCACUUUUAUUGGUUCAAUAAAUGUGAUGAACUUUGGCCACAAUUAUUGGCCGGCACUGCCAUUCAAGUCCGAUGAGGACAGCAAUUAUCGGACCACACAUUUUGACAGCACUAUCAUUGUGUUGGUUAACAUAUCAAUUGAGAACAUGUCUAAUAACGAGUCGAUAUUUGAAGAUAACUCAGAGGACUGGGARCCCAAUGAUAGCAAACAUAGCGUUAGUAUUGAUAGCAAAGCCAACACCAGAUAUAAGGCGUGGAUAAAGCAAUCAUUAGUUAAUAAUGACUUAAUAAUGGCUAAUAUCUUCAGAUGGUUAGAGCCCUCGCAGUUGAUUAAGUGUUCCCGAGUUUGCCUCAAAUGGCGAAUCUUUACACAACUAAUUGCUUAUAAAAGACAUUACUUUUCGCAUCAACUUUUACUUGAGUUCAAUGAAAUGCAAGUAUUUCUGGCUAAUCAUUACCUCCCGGAUGAUUGCACUGUUGUUCACAUCAAUUGUCGCAAUCAUCAAAUCUUUGGUACCCAAGAGUCACUUCUAAGAGAUCACCGAACUUUGACUUCAGAUCAAUACAUUGAAUAUCAGUCACAGUUUGAUCUGUUGUCCGGAAUAUCAGUAUUAUUGACAUCACGAUCGGUACCAGGAUUUCAAAUGGAUGUCUAUCAAGACUCUAAAAUAAUGGACAUUCAACCAGAUAGACACCUUAAAGGUAUAGUUAUGUUACAUAUAUGGCGAUCACUUUAUGGACAUUUUAGUCGAUUGAAGACCGAUAGUCAAUAUUUUGAACAUUUGGAUCAAUUUAUUAAUAAUUGCAAUAAUAAUAUAGCGUUUGCCGGCGUGACUGUCGAUAGUUUGGUCACUUCUCAUGUUAAUAGAUCCCUUCAGUACAUCGAUUAUAUCUGUUGUAUAACUUUUUCAGGACCUAAUGCUUAUGCUUUCAUUCAUGGCGAUGACCUAACACCUGACUGA